AAUUGACUUAUACCUAUACGGUUCUCGAUCCAAUUAGUGAAUAUUCAUUCAAUUAUUUUAGUCGUCAUUAAUUAGUUUUAUGUAGCAGUUGAAUUCUUGUUAACCUUAUAUAAAAGAAUAGUAUAACCUUAUUAGCUAUAUUUCAAAUCUUGGUAUAGCAAUGUUUCGCUUAGACAUUCUGAUUGUCGCCUUGGGUUUCAUCAGCAAUGUAUUUUGUGCAUUGAGCUCCGCUGAAGAAGAAAAUGGAAAUGGCAGAUACUUUAUCGAGGGACGAGUUUUCCCUGCUGAAGACCAAGACCCAACGAAUUGGCAAGUCGAUACCAGAGUCCACGUAAACGGCGGCGAGUACAUAGGUUUCAUAAAGGACGAUGGCUCCUUUGUCAUACACAAUGUUCUCACGGGUUCCUAUGUGGUCGAAAUCGUGCACCCAGACUACUUUUACGAGCCAAUCAGAGUCGAAAUUAACUCUAAAGGGAAAUACAGAGCCCGUAAAGUGAAUUAUAUACAGACCUCGCAGAUUAUUCAGGUUCCUUAUCCUUUGAGAAUGAAGGUUAUGUCUAAAAUUAGGUACUUCCAAGUUCGCGAGCAAUGGAGACUAACAGAUUUCCUGUUUAACCCUAUGGUUAUAAUGAUGGUAUUGCCACUCCUCCUCAUCAUGAUCUUGCCAAAGAUGAUGAAUGAUCCAGACACAAAGGAAGACUUCAAGCAAAUCAGCAACAUGGCCAAGAUGUCAGAGUUUCCAGAGAUGUCUGAAAUGUUUACAUCCCUUUUCAGCAAAGGAUCUGCUAAAGUGAAUGCCAAACCAAAACAAGUCAAGAAGAGACAGUAGUUGCAUUUUGUUACUCUAGUUAAUUUAUCAAGUUUAUUUUCCCUUUUGUAUAUAGAAAUAGCAUAAUUUAUACUUCGAAAAUAAACACUUCUUACCUAAUAUGUAAA
This is a messenger RNA of Pararge aegeria (speckled wood butterfly), 936 nucleotides long. RefSeq names its product ER membrane protein complex subunit 7 (gene EMC7). The transcript has 2 exons. Gene Ontology annotation, molecular function: carbohydrate binding. Bases 161 to 829 code for a protein of 222 amino acids. Lineage: Eukaryota; Metazoa; Arthropoda; Insecta; Lepidoptera; Nymphalidae. Gene Ontology annotation, cellular component: EMC complex. The record is from RefSeq and is a predicted model, not a curated record.